Molecule: messenger RNA, 382 nt
Organism: Leptinotarsa decemlineata (Colorado potato beetle)
Lineage: Eukaryota; Metazoa; Arthropoda; Insecta; Coleoptera; Chrysomelidae
Product: dual specificity protein phosphatase 23
Biological process (GO): protein dephosphorylation
Source: RefSeq, a predicted model, not a curated record
GCCUAUUGGAGUUCAUUGCCGAUUAGGUUUGGGACGGACAGGUGUCAUGGUUGCUGUAUACCUCAUUUAUUUCCAUGGAAUGGCAGCCGAUCAAGCUUUGAAAAACUUGCGAUACCUUCGACCAGGAUCUGUGGAUUCUCCCGUCCAAGAGGAGUGUGUUUUGAAUUACAGACCAGCUGCCAGAAUAGAAAAUGAAAAGAGAUUAAAGAAAAUAACAAAGAAGUCCAAUCAUUUCUUGAGUUUCUUAAGAAAUGAUGAGAAAUCAGGUGUUUGGGGUCUGCCUCGUGUGGAGUAUGUUGUUCCUAAAUGAUCACGACUUUUGAAAUGAAUAUGUAGGUUGUUUGACACAUAUCUUGAUUAAAACUUGACAGCAAGACAAAAA